GGAAUUUUUCCUCUGGAAUUCUUGCCAUUGUUUUUUAAAUAAUUUCCGGGAAAGGACGGAGGUCAUUUUCAUUAACAUCGAGCUGAGUUAGUCAGGCCGAGUACAGAUUGCAGAGCCCAUCCACAUUCUGGCGACAUGGGUUUCCAGAUCAUUUCACCUCAUCGGCUUCUGCAGUUCUUCACUGUGACUUCUUAUGUGACAAUAAAUGUGGCAGGAAUUGACAUUUGGAUCGACGUAACCCCUCAAGUUCUGGAAUAUGGAGACUCAUUGAAGGCAAACUGCAGUACAUCAUGUGUGGAUUCAAACCCAUUAAUUGUCCUGGAAUAUAAAUCAGGGUUAAGUCCUCAGAGAAAACGUGAAAGUACAUGGAUAUCAGACUUCUUCCCAAAUGUCACAGCAUGGGAUAUUUCUGUCCCUUGUUUUGUGAAUUGUAAGAAUGAACACAUUUCAGACAAGAAAGUGGUCCCUGUUUACAAUCGAGAGAUAAACAUUACAGUACUCCCUGAAGUGCUGGAGAUUAACAGAACAUAUCAUCUGGAGUGCAUUGGUCCAAGAGUCUAUCCAAACAACAAACUCAUUCUCACAUGGCUGAGAGGGAGUGAGAUUGUCCAGAGAGAUUCCACAGGCGAACCAGGUCUUCCGGAUGAAGAUAAAAGGUUGAGAAAUGUCUUCAAUUUCAUUGCGAGUCAAUCAGAUGAUGGACAGGAGUACACCUGCUUGGCUGAGGUGGACUCGGGCUCUAACAUCACAAAGUCAAUCACAAACUCUUCUGUCACUCUGCAAACUUACGCUUUCAUGGAUCAGCCGAGAAUCCUGGACAAAAGACCCAAAGAAGUGAAGCGAGAAGUCACAUUAACAUGUGAGGUCUCAAAUGUCUAUCCUGCUGAGAAGAUGAGAGUAAGAUGGUUUCAGGAUGGUGUGGAACUGAACUCAAAUACCACAAGGCCAAAUUCCAACACUGUCCGAAUAACAGCAGCAUGGACACCACAGGAAUCUGGUCUGAUGGAAAUCGUCUGUAUGGCCAAUUUUGAGAAAUAUCUAUCAAUUCCCUCAAAGAAUGAUAGUGCUUUCAUUGAGGUGUAUGCUUUCUCUUCCCCUGAAAUCCAAGUACCAACCACCCAGGAAGGAAAUCUGGUUAAUAUUACGUGCCGUGUGUUGAAUGUCUCAGGGGAUCUUGAACUCAGACUGAAGAAAGGAAAUGACACAUUAGUGACUGGAUCAAGCAGUACUGGGCUCACUAUCUCUCAUACAGUAGAGGCUGAAGCUAAGUUGGAUGGUCAGCAGUAUAUCUGUGAAGCUGAACUGAAACUUCAAGAUCACUCAAUGACGAGCCCUGUUAUUAAACAACACAUUGGAACCCUCCAUGUCCUGUAUGCACCAGCAAAAGCAGAGAUCUUUAAAGCUCAAGAAAACUGGAUUGAAGGGGAAUCACAGAAUUUAACAUGUCAUGGGCAAGGGAACCCAGAUCCCCAGAGGGUCUGGAUCAAAGAUGGGAAAAUGGAAAGCAGAGAGAUACUCUACAUCCCAUCUGUUCAAAUGCAGCAUGGGGGACUGUACGUGUGCAUGGUCAAAAAUGAGCACGGAUCUAAAACCUCAUCUCUAAAUGCAACUAUUUUGUAUAAACCACGAGACACAAUCAUGACCAUAUCGGUAAAUAACAAAACCAUAUCAGGAAAUAACACAACCAUGUCAAGCAUUCCAGUAGAAGUUACUGAAGGUGAUGAAAUUACAUUAAGCUGUAAGUCCAAUGGAAGACCCUCACCUACAUUAGAGUGGGUAAACCCCAGUAAUGGCAGCAACAUUGAGAUUUCUGGAUUUCUGCACAUUCCGGACGUAACCUCAGAACAUCAAGGAAUUUAUAAAUGUAGAGCUACCAAUCAAUAUGGAAUUGAUGAGAAGGAAGUGGACAUCAGGGUCAAAGGUUUAAGAUGGUUAAUACCAGUCGUGGCAGUGAUAGCAGCAGUAUUGUUGAUAAUUGCACUGAUGGCCUUGUACUGGAAAUACAGUGCCCAUAAAAGAGGACAUUAUAAUGUACAGAAUGCAAAACCCAACAACAAUCUACAGAUCCCCAAUGGGCAUGAACACCAACAGAAUGUUCCUUUAAAGAAUCUUGACCCACAUCAUAGUGAAACAAUUACAAAUGGAUUGAACCAAUGAUAAAGAUGUUACAUGCCCUGACUUUGCAAAAUAUUCCAGUGGUCCUGUUGUACAUGUAGUUACUGAUGGGUGCCACUCAUUGCCAUGUUAGAGUCUGUACCAGCUGUAAAGACAACUAGUUACUGACAAUCCUUUCUAUAUUUUCGGCAAUUUUUGAAUUACUGUGGUGAAACUUUUAAUUUGAUCUUCACAAACAGUAGAUAGUCACCUGAACUAUGGCAUUUAGAAAGGCUCAUCUCUGUUAACUUCAGAGCUCCGUAAACAUAACUAUUUUCUCACGACCUGACAUGAAGACUGCGCUAUGUUGAUUUGGUUGUAUUUUUUUUAUGAUGUAUAUUGUACAAGAUGAUAAAAUGGGAACUACCUUUGAAACAUCACUAAUUUAAAAAUUCCAUCCAUGUGCUUCAAUGACACCAUGCUUUUGAUCUUCUCUAUCUUAAACCUUAAUACAACCAAUAAUCAGGGACCAUUGUGUGAGAAUAAGGGAUUUCAUAUUUAAGAUGCAGUUGGACAUGGAAUACUUCUCAAGGAUCAUGAAUCUUUGGAAUAUGUUCUGCCUGAGAGGGGUAAAUACAGGGUUCAGAUUAUUUGGAUUCAAGGAUUAUGCAGCUGAAGCCAGGUGUACCCUCAAGCCUGAACUCUGUGCUGUUCUUGUUCAUCCUGAAUUUCUCCACCUUGUUGUUAGUGGUUGUGCUUACAACUACAUAAACUCAACAGAUCCAUGGAAGCUGUGAUUUGCACCAAUGCAGCCAGACUCUCUGAUUAACUGCUGUAUUCAGAAUUUGACCAAAGCAGGAGAUUCUCAGUAAGAUGGUGGAAGUGAUUUCCUUUCGUUAAAAAUCACAUGACACCAGGUUAUCGUCUGACAGGUUUGUUUGUAAGUACAAGAUUUUUUGGAGCGCUGCUCCUUUCUCAGGUAGCUGGUGGAGGAGGAUCAUAUGAUACGGUUUAUAGCAAAACAUCAUAGUGUCAUACACUGAUGCAAUAUAUUGAAUAAACCUAGAUAACUGUUAAGCCUUUCAUCUUGUAGAAUGGAUUGCAGAUUUCAAUUCGUUAAUAUCUAAAUCCCAGAAUUUCUUUCAAGUUACACUCCCGAAAUAAUUCAAGGUUUUAUAAAAAAA
Molecule: messenger RNA, 3278 nt
Organism: Hemiscyllium ocellatum (epaulette shark)
Lineage: Eukaryota; Metazoa; Chordata; Chondrichthyes; Orectolobiformes; Hemiscylliidae
Product: intercellular adhesion molecule 5-like
Exons: 8
Coding region: 136-2157 (673 amino acids)
Biological process (GO): cell-cell adhesion
Cellular component (GO): membrane
Molecular function (GO): integrin binding
Source: RefSeq, a predicted model, not a curated record